GCUUGCUUUGUUGCAACGCCUCCAAUCUCGCCCUUCCACCAGCUGCGCACGUCGGACCACACCUCUUCCGUUGACCAUCGCCGUCACCAGCGCCAGCGGGCGCAUCUCCUCUCCCUGACAACCUCUUAGCCCUUGGCCGCCGGCAAGAUGGGUGGGACGGCAUAUGGGAAGUUUCAUGAUUUCUGCAAAGAUACCGGUAGUCGCCAUUCGACCCUCCCCGUAUGCAACCUUUUCGAUGAAUCGCCUGCAAGAGGAGGAGGGGCUCCAUGGUAUGGUGGAUGCGACCUCGAGGGCAUACACUUGAGCGGUGGGCGGCAUCUGGCGAAUUUGGGCUCAAUACUGAUCGCCGGCCUCGCCAUCCUCAUCUCCGCAUGGCUGCUAUACCGAACCGACCGAAAGAAGGCCGCGGUUGGCCGACGAGAAAUGCAAUUCUUCCUCAUUGGCUACAUCAUCAUUGAAAUCUGCGAAAUCUUCACCGUCGGCGGCUUCCCCCUCAAUGGCGACGUGCGACGAGCCUUCUCCGCGGUGCACAUUGCGUCCAUCGUUGCGACCACAUGGAUUCUCAUGAUGAACGGCGCGGUGGGAUACCAGCUUCUCGACGACGGCACCGCGCUGUCAAUUGGCCUCAUCUUUGGGUCUGCGGCAGCACUAUUCAUCGGGACUGGCUACAUCGCACUCGACACGGCAUUCAGCUGGACUGGAUAUUGGAAUGAUACGCUGCGAGCACCCAACCAAGCCUACGCCCUCUACACUCUCUAUCAGCUGAUCCCCCUGAUCUUCCUCGUGGUCUUCUUCAUCCUCGAAGCGGUGUUGGUCCUUCGAGUGCUGAGCGAAGUCCGGCCGAUGUUCUAUCUCGUCGCCGCGGCACUUCUCUUCGCCAUCGGCCAGAUCUUCCAGUACGUCAUCAGCAGAUUCAUAUGCACAGGCACGAACGGCGCGAUCAACGGCGGCUUAUUCGAGACAUUCUUCACCCUCCUGGCGAUUGUAAUGAUUUGGGUUUUUUGGGCGAGCAUCACCGAAGACGACUGGCCCAUGCCGGCGCAGGGUAGCGUGUAUAAUUAGGAGGGAGACGACAGCACUGCGCCAUUACUAGAAAACGGCCUGGAUUCUUUCACACUGUUGUCUUUCAUGCUGGUGGACGACGGAUUCGACUUUCUUUCCCUCCUAUGGUGAGAGCAAAGGCACGGAGAGGGAUCAAGGGGGCUCAGAGCAGGACGGAAGAGGGCGUGGGUGGGGAGGACGGCGAAGAGGACACGGCACGGCAUUAGCUAGGAAUUGGAACGCGAUGAACUAUCUCUGAUAUGGUCCGCAAGGCUGCUUUGCGAGAGGUCGAGUGGGCAGCACCACCGUCUUUGAGUCGUAGUGUUGUGUUAGCAAGCGAUAACCCAAGUAUUGAUUCUCUCCCAGACAUCUGAGACGGGGCAAAACAGUCAAAUGUAAUUAAAAUUGCCUGUGCUUCUGAUGUUUGCCGUCACGGG
Molecule: messenger RNA, 1478 nt
Organism: Neohortaea acidophila
Lineage: Eukaryota; Fungi; Ascomycota; Dothideomycetes; Mycosphaerellales; Teratosphaeriaceae
Product: chitin synthase III catalytic subunit
Exons: 4
Coding region: 148-1062 (304 amino acids)
Biological process (GO): protein folding
Cellular component (GO): endoplasmic reticulum membrane
Source: RefSeq, a predicted model, not a curated record